This is a messenger RNA of Phymastichus coffea, 927 nucleotides long. RefSeq lists its product as uncharacterized. The record is from RefSeq and is a predicted model, not a curated record. The transcript is spliced from 6 exons. Lineage: Eukaryota; Metazoa; Arthropoda; Insecta; Hymenoptera; Eulophidae. The coding region runs from base 1 to 927 and encodes 308 amino acids.
AUGCAGAGCAAACAGUACUUUGGGCUGUGCAUGGUGGCAUUAGUAAUGUGCCAAGCAUUCGCCUUGCCACAAGUUGCUCUCCAGCAACAAAUCGACGAGGCAUCUAGGAAAUUUGCCGAGAAACCAAACGCAAUGAAGAAAGUAGCUUUGGAUGACAUCGACGACAUCAGCACCAACUCGAUCGCUGAGGGUAACGGCGGUGGCUUCACGUGGUCAAACAUCUUAAGUAUGUUGAUGCAGAUGAUACUGGGUCAGAAUGCCGCAAUCGCCAGUCCCAGUAAGAACGAAAUAGACGACGGUGUGCCUGCCAGCCCGUGGACUAAUCUUUUAUCCGUUGGUCUUCGCGUACUUACCGCUUUCCUUGGUGGGCCUCAACAGCAGGUUGAUGGCAUCGACAAGGUCGACAAUCAGAACAGCAGUCCUAUGCAGGGAUUAUUGACAGCGGUGCUGGGCGCGUUUCUGGGACAGGGCAGGAAUCCGGAACAGGUGUCUAUGAUAGCCGGCCAGGCGAGUGAGUUCAUCAAUAUCGUCAUCAAUCUAUUGGAUGCCCUGAAGACGUCCUUCUCCCAUCGCUCGCUUCAAGCUCGCUCGCUCGGCAAGAAGGACACUGUCUCCGAUGCCGCCGUUGCAUCUAUUUCCAUGCUCAAGGGAUACAUGAGAUCGAUGAAAUCCUUCAGCAAUGUGGGCCGCGCCGAGGAAGAAGGUCAGAGAGGUUGUGCUGAGCGCGCACUCUGCGAAGCGAGUGCUGAGUGUGCUGCCGACUCCCAAGGCACAGCCACUAUCUUCUGCCAACUUGGGUCGUACGCAACGAGUUACCUUCUUCAGAGGCAAAGCGGAGUAGGUUUCGAAGCGUUGUACGAGGCAGGAAGACGUGGCCGUUCCGGUGAAGAUUGCAGAACGCUGUUCCUCGAUUGCAACGCCGUUUGA